CUUUUCUCUGCUUCUCACAACGCUUCUUCUUGUGCUGCCUACGCUGUUCACCAUGUCCACCAGUCGCAAAUUCUCCUCGUCCUCUCUUGCCUCUUCCUCCAAAGCUAAAGCAAACAAUCCAAAGUCAAAGUCCAAACCAAGAUCAAAGCCAAAGUCUGAGUUCUCAACCCCAAUUCUACCUUCAUCGCAACUCCCUCUGCACUCUCCCUCAUUGCUAGUCUAUGACAAUGUCACCUACAACCUCGACAGAGAAGAAAUUGAUCCCCUCGACAACAUAACUUUUCAGCCUUGCACCCACUUGAAAAAGGUCCUCCUAACCGACUCCAAAGAGCCUUUAUUGAACAACUACAAAUCUGCCAUCAAGAUAUCGCUAUUGUCAAAUUUCCAACGCUUGAAUUUGAACUCCAACACCAUCACUUCAAACACCAAUAAAAAUAAGUCCACCACAAACAAUAAAUCAAAAAAUAACAACUUUUUUCUCAUCUUGAAUGAUAAAUCGAAAAUUCUAAAGAAUACUUUGAAUCCCUCCAAACUAUACAGAUACAGAUCAAAAUACUUGAGAUGCAACGACUGCCAAUUGCUCCACAACCACUCAGACCACAACUCUUCCAACAUAUCCCUCAACAAUUUAAGUUUCAUCUGUCUUCAAUGUCCAAAUGUCGGUUGUUAUCAUUCAAUACCAACCAACAUUGAUCCCAAUCCUGAUAACAACAACAAUAACAAUAAUAACAAUAAUAUCAAUAACAAUAAUAAUAAAGAUCAAGAUAACUACAUCAAUAUACCUUCAAACGAUAUUAAUAAAGUGAAUCAUGCUUUAUCUCAUUCCAGGAAAACAUCUCAUUUUUUCGCUCUUCAAUCCUCAAAUUCAAACAUGUUUUGUUUUGGCUGUUUAAACUACGUUGGCCAUCCUAUUUUUGAAAAGAUUAGAAUCAACUCAAUUAAACAAUGGGGCAUUAACAACGACUUUUCUCUCAAUUUCUUCAAUUCCAUCAACUCAAACACUAGUAAAGUCAACCUAAUAUCAAAUUUUCUACCCAUAUAUCCCACCGCUUUCAACGACACAUCCAGCGACACCUCCAACAUAAACGACCUCAAAAAGCUAAUUAACGAAAACUCUCGUCCACCCUCAUUUAAGGCCUCAACUGGCUUGAGAGGCUUUAUCAACAUGGGCUCAACCUGUUUCAUUAGCACAAUUCUACAAUCUUUAAUUCACAAUCCCUUUAUUAGAAACUAUUUCCUCCUAGGCAACCACCAAAAUUGCAUUAUGAAAAAAAAAAAUCUAAACUGUAUAACCUGCUCCAUUGACGAAAUCUUUAAAAACUUCUUCACCUCAAACUCAACCACUGGCUUUUGUCUAACCAAUUUUCUAGUUUCGGCUUGGAACUCAAAAAAAAAUUUGGCUGGUUAUUCCGAACAAGACGCUCAUGAAUUUUGGCAAUUUGUUGUCGACGAACUACACAUAUCCCAUAUCAAAAACUCUAUUGCAAACAAAAACAUUCUUAAUAUUAACGAUGAUAUCAACGGCUCUAGUAACACCAACACCAACACCAAUACCAAUACCAAUACCAAUACAAAUACAAAUACAAAUACAAAUAACAUCAACAUCAACCCAUUGAACUGCGAUUGCAUCACUCACAAAACUUUCUGCGGAGAAUUGCAAAGCUCAAUCACUUGUUCUGAAUGUAAAAAAAUAACAUACACCAUCGAUCCAAUGCUAGAUCUAUCACUAGAAAUAUCUUCAAAAUUCAUAAAUCAAUCCAAAAAACAAUCCAAAAAACAAUCAACUAACAAUACCAACACCCUAAACAUUACUACUACCACCACUCCUAUCUCCACCUCCACCUUCACCUCCACUUUUAAUAAUAAUAACAGUUACUCCAUUAUUGAUUGCUUGGAUUUAUUCACAACCCCUGAAAAUUUAGACGUCAAAUACGAUUGCUCAUACUGCUUAAAGAAAACAUUUGCGAGCAAAAAAUUAACAAUCAAAAAAUUACCUCCCGUUUUAACACUACAAUUAAAAAGAUUCGAACAUACUAGAACCUCGACUGCAAAAUUAGAUAUCCACAUCAACUUUCCAUUUAUUUUAAACAUGAAAAAAUACACCAUCUUCAACAACAAUUGUAAUAGCAAACCAAAACACGAUAAUGAAAUCGAUGAACAUUUUGGCAAACUAACUUAUGAAUUAUUUGCAAUAAUCUGCCAUUCAGGCUCAGUCAACACAGGCCAUUAUAUUGCUAUAAUUAAAAAUAGUAAUGGUGAAUGGCUAAAAUUCGAUGACUCAUUAAUAACAUUAAUUUCCCAAAAGGAUGUUUUGUCAUCCAAUGCUUAUCUACUAUUUUAUAUAAUCCACCAAUUUCCUUAGGUGCUUCAAUGAUGAUUGUUUAUUAAAACCAAUUACAAUAGCAAUAAAAAAACUCUCUCAAAAAAAUAUAAGAGAGCAGCAUAAAA
This is a messenger RNA of Ascoidea rubescens DSM 1968, 2448 nucleotides long. RefSeq names its product ubiquitin-specific protease UBP8 (gene UBP8). Gene Ontology annotation, molecular function: zinc ion binding; cysteine-type deubiquitinase activity. The record is from RefSeq and is a predicted model, not a curated record. The coding region runs from base 53 to 2362 and encodes 769 amino acids. Lineage: Eukaryota; Fungi; Ascomycota; Saccharomycetes; Ascoideales; Ascoideaceae. The transcript has a single exon. Gene Ontology annotation, biological process: protein deubiquitination.